Sceloporus undulatus (fence lizard) is the source of this 4718-nucleotide messenger RNA. RefSeq names its product integrin subunit alpha L (gene ITGAL). Gene Ontology annotation, molecular function: integrin binding. The transcript has 26 exons. Lineage: Eukaryota; Metazoa; Chordata; Lepidosauria; Squamata; Phrynosomatidae. Gene Ontology annotation, cellular component: external side of plasma membrane; integrin complex. Gene Ontology annotation, biological process: cell-matrix adhesion; cell-cell adhesion; integrin-mediated signaling pathway. The coding region runs from base 117 to 3140 and encodes 1007 amino acids. The record is from RefSeq and is a predicted model, not a curated record.
CUGCUAUAUCUGUUUGAUAACGCCAAACUGCAGGAACCCAAAAACAUAACUACUGGUAUCAAAAGUGCCUGAAAGGGAAUGUGGAUCUGGUGUUUCUCUUUGAUGGAUCAGAAAGCAUGAGCAGUGGUGACUUCAAUACUAUUAAGGUUUUCAUGAUCAAUGUAAUGGAGGAACUACACAACAGCACGAUACAUUUUGCUGCCGUGCAAUUUUCAGAGGAUGUCAAAAUUGAAUUUGAUUUUAACAAUUAUACCAGUGAUCCCAACCCUCAAAAGCUUUUGGCCAACGUGAAACAUAUGAAAAGUGUUACAGACACCUUCAGAGCCAUCAAAUACGUAGCAGAUAACCUUUUCAUUCCUGAGCGCGGCAUGCGACAAGGAGCAAAUAAAGUGAUCAUCCUCAUCACUGAUGGAGACGCAACAGAUAGUGACCAAGGGAGCAUAGCUGCUGCCAAGAAAAAGGGGAUCUUACGCCUUGUCAUUGGGAUUGGGAUUCAUUUAUCUCAAGAUAACCUGGAAAAGCUUGCUUCCGAACCUUGGGGUGAAUUUGUGAAGGUCCUUGCCAGCUUUGAGGAACUCAAAGACAGCUUCAAUGAACUCCAGUCAAAGAUUUAUGACAUUGAAGGUACUAGUGACAGAAGCUCAUUCCACCUGGAGAUGUCAUCCAGUGGAUUCAGUGCAGAUAUAUCCCAGGGCAGAGUGGUCUUGGGUGCCGUAGGAGCCGACAACUGGGCUGGUGGGCUGCUAGAACAACAGAAGGACUUCAGCAAAGAAAGGUUCAUAUCUACCCCCACAUUCAGGAAGGAGAUGGACGGGGCCUACUUGGGUUAUGCCCUGAAAUACCUACAGCAUCAUCAGAGAGAGCUCUAUGCCGCUGGUGCUCCUCGAUACCAACAUGUGGGAAGAGUCCUCAUAUUUGAAGUCAAUGCCAAAACUGCUAAUUGGACAUUAAUACAAGAGAUAGAAGGACAGCAGACAGGGUCAUAUUUUGGGGGAGUACUCUGUGCUGUAGAUGUAGACAAUGACCAUGAAACUGAUCUCCUUCUUGUGGGGGCCCAGCUUCAUUUCACAGAGACAAGAGGAGGCUGCGUUUUUGUGUACGGCUGGGAGGAGGAUAAUCUCAUUCUGCUAGGGGAGCUUAAGGGGGACCCAGGCUACCCCUUGGGCAGAUUUGGAGCAGCCAUUUCAGACUUGAUGGACAUCAGUGGGGACGGACUGAUGGAUGUGGCUGUGGGAGCCCCUUUAGAAGAUGAGGAGAAGGGUGCUGUGUAUAUAUAUAAUGGCCAUGAACGGAACCUGCUAAUGCACUAUAGUCAGAGAAUUACGGGAGCCAGCAUUUCUCCCAGCUUGAAAUUCUUUGGACAAUCCAUCCAUGGAAAGACAGACCUCAAUAGAGAUGGCCUCAUAGACAUCACAGUGGGAGCCCUGGGAGAAGUAGUGGUGCUCCGCUCCAGACCCAUUGUCACAGUGGUCCCACAGGUGACAUUCUUGCCCAAGGAGAUUUCAGUGGAAGAAGUGGAAUGUUUGGGGGAUGCCACCUCCUGGAAGAAUAAGGAGCUCAACCUCAGCAUCUGCUUUGACACCAGCUUGGCCACCAAGAGCUACCAAGAAUCUCUGUCUGCUAACCUCUCCUAUCACUUGGAGAUUGACGCAAACAGAAUGAAGAACCGAGGAGUAUUUAAGAAUGGAAAGAAGGCCAUAAAUGGGAACCAAAGAAUCACUCAAGGGCAAGUGUGUAUACAGGAAAAAAUAAACAUAACGAACUGCAUUGAGGAUUACAUCUCACCAAUCAAGCUCUUUAUGAACUUCUCCCUCAGCAGUGACAAGGACCACAAUGAAAGGCAUCCAAAGCCUGUUCUGAACCCCCUAAGCAACAUGACAAUAGUAGAGAUUCCUUUUACGAAGAACUGUGGAACAGAUGGCGUGUGUGUGGCUGACAUGCAAAUCUCCUUCCAUGACUCAGGAUCUCGGGAGCUAGUGGUAUCCUCUCAACAUUACCUGGACAUGAACUUGGAGUUGGUGAACCACCGGGAGAAUGCAUACUAUCCAACCCUCCAUGUGCUUCAUAUGCCAGGACUCUCCUUCCGCAGAGCCUCUGUGAUCAAGUCUAAUCACCAGAUCAUUGUAAACUGUGAUGGCAUGAAGAUUGGUCAAGACCACAAGAGCCUCUCUUGCAACAUCAGCCACCCAGUCUUUAGGGAUACCACAAAGGCUUUGAUUCAACUCAGGUUUGGCAUCCUAGACAAACGUUCCUGGGGAGACGACUUGGAAAUGGAGGUAAAUGUCAGCAGCAAUAAUGAGCUGAAUGAGACUCUUCAUGACAACACAGCCAGACUUCGAAUCCCUAUCAAAUACCCCAUCAACAUGAUAGUUGAGAGGUUAGAAGCAUCUACUCAGUACAUUGAGUUCAGUUCUGUACGUCAAGAAAACAAGACCGUGACACAUUCUUAUGUAGUAAAAAACUGGCCAAUGGGUGCUUUCCCAUCUCCUGAAGUAUCGGUGUUUGUGAAGGUGCCAACUACAAAUCCUGAAGGGCUGAUAUGGGAGCUGGAAGGUGUCCAGACCGAUCCCUCUGUGUUUUGUCAGCCCAUUCAAUUAGAAAAAAAUACAAGCAAACCUUCUGAAUGGAUUGAAAUGCAAUGUGCAGUUGGUGAAUAUCGCCUCUACAGGUGUGAUCUUGGACAGAUAAAUUCCUCCAUAAUUAAUAUGACUGGGGUCAUGUACACCAAAGGCAACAUGAAGCAUUUCCCUCGGUUCAAGUUGUGCACAGCAUUGUGGUUAACGUUUAAUACCAGUCGAUAUAUGAACUUCUACAGUCAAGAAUUUGCCCAGUUUCAGGAAACAGAAGUGGAGGUGAUUUUUAAGAUGAAUUAUCUUCCUGUUAUAAUAGGCAGUGGGAUAGGAGGCUUGGUCUUGCUCAUUCUCAUCAUUGUAGGACUUUACAAGUGUGGAUUCUUCAAACGUAAUUAUAAGGCAAAAAUGGACAUCCAAGAAGAAAAUGAGAAUGUGCUACAACCAAAAGGCAGUUUAGGUGAAGAUACAGAGAAAGAAGCCAAAUCAGAAAGUGAUGUGGAGGAUGAUAAAGAAAAAGAAGCUGAUUCCUUGGCAGACCCAUUGAAUGGAGAAGCUGAGGCGAAAUGACCAAAUCAGCUUCUCGGACUAUAAUCAUGAUAUUUGGCCUAAAUGUUUUUGCAGGAGAGAGAUUUCACUUUUACCAUUUGCACAUAUACUGUGGUAAAAUAAGACUGUGACUGCAUUUAUUUUUGGUGUUUCCAUUGGUGGUCUUGCAGUAGCAGUGGUCACCAAUAAAUGAUACAGCAAUGCACAUGAUGUGGUGGAACAAGAAGUGCAAGUAUGUUUAUGUGCUGCUCAAUGAUGAAUGGCCAAAUUAUUUGUAUAGGUAUAGAUAUGUAUUUCAUUUGGUACUUUUGUAGAUUAUAAAUGAUAAGCACAAACUUGCAGUUUGUGGGCUAAAUGGCAGCCCUGCAAACAUCCUCUGUGUCCCUCAGAGCCCAGGAGACUCACCUACGGUACUUUUCUGUUAUCACCCAUCAGCUGAUCAUCCAUCAUCACUCUUUUAGCAGUGCUGAUGCAGCCAAGACCACUGUUUUUGUAGAGUGGGAUGCUGGGUGUGAGUAUGGACAAAAGAAGAAGCAGAUAUUAAUGGGAAAAAGAUGAAUGACUGAAUGAGAGAGAAAUUAUAAAGGGUAGAGCCAUACUUACUGCAGGAAAAUCACAGUCUUGGUUGAUUUUCACCGUGGGAAUGUGAUUUCCAGGCCUGAAAAACUAUCGACUGUCAACUGUAAGAUCUCUCUCUCUCACACACACAUUAUACCAGUAAUUGUUUGUUUUGAGUGUAUCUGUAAGAGCACUUCAGGCCUUUCAAGUCCUUAAAUAUUUUGAAGUAGGAAUUGUGCACAUCAUUCUUCUUCCCUUUUACUGUAGAAACAAAUAUUUCUGGAAAGUUCGGCAAGACAGGAUUCAUCUUAAGACAGAAAGUGGGUCUUUUAAGUGCCAUUUGUAUCUGCACUCUCUUUUUCUAUUUUCCAAGAGAUUAAUGUUGCACUUCGAAUUGACCAGACUUGAUUAAUAUAAUACAUUAUAUUUUUAAAAAAUUAAGAGUCAUUCGUUAUUAUUUUUCAAUAUUCAUUUUUCAACAUGCAUUAAUUUGAAUAUUUCUUGAACGUUGUUUUAUUUUAUAUCCCAUUUCUUACUAUGCUAUAGUACCCACAAGGUGUUUUCUAAUUUUUUAAGUAACAUAAUCACACCUGGCACAACGUAUAUGUUUUUCAAAUUAUCUACACUGUAAAAGAGAGUGAAUUCAAAUACUUUGGUAAAUAGCUUCACAGCAAGUACAUCAGAAGAUAUGGGUGUAAAAUAGAUAUUUUUGAACUCAUACCAAAGGCCAGGACUUUACAUAACCCCAAGGAUUGGGGAAUGCACUUUGAAAGCUUUGACCUUUUCAAUAAUUUUCCAUCCAGCUGAGAACCGCUAAUGAAAUUCCCUUAGUUUUAAAAGAGAUUUUCCAGAACACAAGUCUGGCCCACAAAUCAUUUGGUUCUCUAGACAUAAGCAUUGGAGACUUGAAUAGCUGCCUAGUUUAUGAAGGUAUGUGUACAUUGUGUGCAAAAAAUAUGUGCAAAUAACUUCCAAAUGUUGUUGUGUGUCUUCAAGUCAUUUCUGACUUACGGGGACCCUAAGGCGAACCUAUCACAGAGU